CUGAACGCCUCUGAAUUCUUAGGUUUAGUUCUUAGUUCAUAGUCCUUAGUCCUUAGUUCUUAGUCUGUGAUUAUUCAUUUUAGUUUUAUAUAUUUCCUUCUAUUGUAGGUUCGAGUUUUUCUAUUAAUUUUCGAAACAUUAGAAAACAGUUAAUAUGUCAGUCCGUGGGAAAUUGGACCAAGCAUGUAGAGUUGCCGAAGAAUUCACAAAACUUUAUUAUGAAGCAGUAGAUAAACGAAGACAUAUGAUUUCUCGAUUGUAUUUAGAUGAAGGACUUCUAGCAUGGAAUGGAACUGGUGUGACUGGAAAUGAAAAAAUCCAAAAGUUUCACAUGGAUUUGCCUGCUAGUGAUCAUACAUUGAGCACAUUAGACGCCCAACCAAUAUUGGAUGAAGCAGUUAAUAAACAAUUAACUGUUAUGAUCCAAGUGAGCGGAACUGUUAGGUAUCACGAUAAGAUACCCAAAACGUUUCAACAAGCAUUUGUUGUAACUGCAGAUGGUGGCAAGUGGAAAAUUGUUAGCGAUUGUUUCAGACUGCAGGAACCCUUAUCAGAUAAAUACUAACGAGUUACAGAGUUAAUUCUGAUUCAUAAAAUGAAUGGAGGUACACGAUCUCACCAAGAAGCCGAAGCUCGUGGAUUUUAUCAUUAUCCUUAUCCUUCUACUGAUAUGUCUGAUCCGUUAUAGAAGAGGUUUGUUUGAAGUUGUGGACAGUAAAAAUACAGUGAAUUUGAUAUUUUUAAUUUGUAAAUACGUAUAAAAAAUGUUCAAGGACUAAAUGUUGAUUAUAUAUAUUCUGAUGAAGAAAACCUAAA
Harmonia axyridis is the source of this 816-nucleotide messenger RNA. RefSeq names its product NTF2-related export protein (gene Nxt1). The record is from RefSeq and is a predicted model, not a curated record. Gene Ontology annotation, biological process: protein import into nucleus. The coding region runs from base 155 to 565 and encodes 136 amino acids. NCBI's taxonomy places the organism in Eukaryota, Metazoa, Arthropoda, Insecta, Coleoptera, Coccinellidae. The transcript has 4 exons. Gene Ontology annotation, cellular component: nuclear pore central transport channel.